Mytilus californianus (California mussel) is the source of this 2917-nucleotide messenger RNA. Its product is annotated as heat shock 70 kDa protein 12B-like. The record is from RefSeq and is a predicted model, not a curated record. The transcript has 5 exons. Gene Ontology annotation, molecular function: ATP-dependent protein folding chaperone; ATP binding. The coding region runs from base 283 to 2052 and encodes 589 amino acids. NCBI's taxonomy places the organism in Eukaryota, Metazoa, Mollusca, Bivalvia, Mytilida, Mytilidae.
GUUUUACUCGAUAUUUCUAUUUACUUGGGCCUUAAUGUGCCAUGCCAAUAGGGCCUUGGUAAUAUGUCUGACCAAAUUAUUCUUAUGUCAGGUGCAAAAACUUUGAUUCUUAAAAAAGAACAUAUAAAUCUAAUGGGAUAAAAUAACCUAUCUCAAAAUAAAUAUAUAUUUAUAAACAUUGGGAAUCACCACUCUAUAUAUAGUUAUACACAACAAGGAAAACUGUAUUUUCCAGAUGUGCAGUUGACUUGAAGCACGUCAGUAUAUUGUAGGUAGUGAAUAAUGGCGACAUCCUCUGACAAUACUGCCCCGGAUGCUAUCUCGAGUCCGCUUAUUGUAGUUGCAUUGGAUUUAGGAACAACGUAUUCCGGGUAUGCGUUUUCUUUUAUUGAUAGACCUGAUGAAAUACUAACCAAUGGAACAUGGAAUAGUCAAAAAUACCACCUGGCAUCCAUUAAAACACCAACUUGUUUGAUGAUAAACAAGACAAACAAAGACGAUUACAGGUUUGGAUAUGAAGCUGAAGAUGAUUACGCAGACAUGCAAACAGAGAGUACAGGGGAAGCUGAUAAUUAUUUCUUCUUUGACAGAUUUAAAAUGGAACUUCAUGUGCAAAAGGAGGUUUCAGAGCAAAUGCUGUUAUACGAUGUUAAAGGUCAAUCUCUGCCAGCGAUAGAAGUGUUUUCGACAGCCAUAAAAGCACUUAAAGAACAUCUGUGGACUAUUCAUAUAGAGAAAAAUAUGAGGGACAUCAAAAUGCAAGAUAUAAAAUGGGUAUUGACUAUUCCAGCAAUCUGGAGUGCAAAAUCAAAGCUCUUUAUGAGACGAUGCGCAGAGAUGGCCGGUAUACAGAGUAAAAGACUAUGUAUAGCCUUAGAACCUGAAGCAGCGGCGUUAUAUUGUCAACAAAAACAACGCACUAUUGACGAAUAUGGAGCAGGGAGAAGCAUUGCAAAGAUUGGUCAAGGGGCAAACUAUUUAGUUAUCGAUAUUGGAGGUGGAACCGUAGAUAUCAUAGCACACAAGAAGAUAAUUCAUGAUAAAGUUGAAGAGCUAUGUUCAGCAUCAGGAAAUGACUGCGGAGGUACACGUAUCGAUAGGGAAUUUAUGCAAAUGAUAAAAACUAUCGUUGGAAAAAAUGUGAUGGAGGGACUUAAAAAGGAAUAUACCUUGGAUUAUAUAGAUUUCAUAAGGGUACUUGAAAUAUUUAAACGGGGUGUUGGUAAUAGGAAAAAGGCAACAAUUAAUAUGUCUAUACCAGUAACGGCAUUAAAUGAUCUCUGCAAAAAGUUUGGCAAAGGAUCAUUUUCUGAAGCUGUUAGUCAAUCUGAUUAUAAAAACGAUUUGCAUAUCAAAGCCAAUGUAUUACAGGUCCAAAUGACACUUGCAAGAGAGAAAUUUAAAAGCAUAACUGACAAAAUAGUGAAGGAAAUUGAAAAUGUACUCGCACGUAUUGAAGGGUUAACAAUUGAUACGUUUUAUGUUGUUGGAGGAUGUUCAGAAUCAAGUAUAAUACAAGAGGCUAUAAAGGAUUCCUUUAAAAGCAAACAUAUAGUUACACCCGAAGAACCGAUUCUUGCAGUUUUAAAAGGCGCUGUUUUAUUUGGUCACACACCAGACUUUGUUACAUCAAGGGUAACUAGGUUUGCAUAUGGACGACGCAUUCGUCCAAUAUUUAACGAGUUGGCACACGAUAUCAAUCGAAAAGUAGAAAGCGAUGGGGAGUUUCGUUGUACCAAUGUCUUUGAUCUCCUAAUGAGAAAGAAUACACGCUGUUCAGUGGGAAGCACACAAUCAAUUGAAUAUCACACGUAUGAGCAGAACCAGGCUAAGGUAACAGUUGCUGUGUAUGUGUCGGAAAAUGAUGAUACAGAGUAUGUUGAUGAGGAAGGUUGUGAAAAAUUAGGAGAGCUUGUUGUAGAUAUUCCAAACCCAACAAGUGGAAGACGAUAUAUUAAUGUAGAUUUUCACUUUGGUGGGACGGAACUUAUUGUCACAGCUACUGUAAAAGGAGAAAUGACACCGUGUACUGCACGUUUUGAAUUGAUAUGAUUAGAGAUUAGAAACCAUGUUUGAAAGUAAGAUCGCAGUCAAGCAAUGAUGUUCAUUCCAUGCCAAUCAUUUUGUUUAUUAAUCAUAUGGACUGGACUUCCGAAAAAGUUCAUUUUAGAAUCCAGAAUGCAAUUCUAAUUUUUUACUACAAAUGAGAAAAAAUUCAAAAAAUCUUACAUGAUGCAUAAAUAUAACUAUAAUUACCUAAAUAAUAAUAGCAUAACAGAAAUUAGGGACAUAAAACCAUAUAUAUAUAUGAAGUAAAAACUGCUUUUAGAUUUUACUCGAAGUAACAUGGAAUUCAAUUGCUUGGAAAUUCAAUAUUGUAUGAAUUUCAUGAUUUUAUGUUUCCUACCAAAAAAAAAAAGAAUUAAUGAAUUAAAGUACUUUAGAAUUUGAUUUAUGACGGAAGAUAACUCUAUUGGUUGGACUUAAUAAUAGAUUGCGCUGUGUUAAAAAUUACCUUGCUUGUGAUAAAGCUACAACUAUCACAGUUUUCGCUCUACUUACAACUAGUUUGCAAGAAAAGCAAUAUCCUCAAGUCGUCCACUUGUUUAGUUUUUUUUAUGGAAGAAAUAUGAUAUUUUUGUAUAAAUACAUUAAAAACAGAACUUUGCACAACUUGUCAGUCGAAAAUAAAUUUGAGGUCACAGAAUUUUGUGUUUGUAUUUUUAGUAUGAUAUGAUAACAUUUAAAUGAGUAUGUGUAAGAGAACGAUUAUCUCUCAUAUCAUGGAGAAAGGCAUUAUCUUUUAUUUUAGGAGAGGAUAUGUAAAAGUGAAAAUUUACUUAAUUGUUUUCCAAUCCUAAUAAAACUGUCAUAUUGUAAUGUUUAUGUAAUAAAUUCAAAUAUUGUUCACAUUAAA